Molecule: messenger RNA, 368 nt
Organism: Cuscuta epithymum
Lineage: Eukaryota; Viridiplantae; Streptophyta; Magnoliopsida; Solanales; Convolvulaceae
Source: the annotation of a GenBank genome assembly
GUUGGAAUUUCAAUUGGCAGGUUGUUUAAGCAGGUGAAGGCAGGUUGUUCAAUUGGUUUGAUGAAGGCUGGUUCUAGUAUUUCAUUUAGUUGGAAUUUCAAUGAAAACAAAACAUUCAAAAUUACUCUUUACUCAAAGUGGAUUGUAACAUAUGAAACAAGACAUAAUCAUUUUCAAGUUUAUAAACCGAACAUCAAACCGAACACCAAACCGAACCGAACCGAAUUUUUCCCAAACCGAACCGAAACCAAACCGAAAUUCUUUUGGUUUGAGUUUGGUACUAUUUUCCUCAAACCGAAUAAACCGAAACCGAACCGAAACCGAUAAAAACCGAACCGUAAACCGAUUCGCCCACCCCUAGUUCAUUU